Molecule: messenger RNA, 1690 nt
Organism: Xenopus tropicalis (tropical clawed frog)
Lineage: Eukaryota; Metazoa; Chordata; Amphibia; Anura; Pipidae
Gene: myoz1
Product: myozenin 1
Exons: 6
Coding region: 240-1118 (292 amino acids)
Cellular component (GO): Z disc
Source: RefSeq, a predicted model, not a curated record
GCACUCUGCAUCAGCACUUUGAGCUGUGCAGAUACCCCGGAUACACGUCCUUCUUGUUGCUGCCCUCUGAGAGACAAGACACAAGGGAGCCAAAUUAAUAAAAAGGAAAGAAUCCGCAAGAGGACGUUUACAAUUAUAACAUCAAAGAAGCUCCCAUCUCUCCUCCUUUAGCUGAUCUCCAGUUCCUGCGAAAAAGAACACCAGCUCCAAACAAGAGGAAAAAGUCAACCAAAAUCAUCAUGGAGAUAAAUCCAUCAAGAGAAGGAGAGAUAGAAAUCUCCAAACUCAAUUUAGGGAAAAAGAUCAGUGUUCCCAGAGAUAUCAUGCUGGAGGAACUAUCCUUGCUCAGUAACAAAGGAUCGAAGAUGUUUAAGCUUCGUCAAAAGAGGGUAGAAAAAUUUAUCUAUGAAAACAACCCUGACGUAUUUUCCGACAAUUCCUUGGACCACUUCCAGAAAUUUAUACCAACUGUCGGUGGCCAAUUAGGGGCUAAAGGACAGUCAGGUGUUGGAGUAGGUGGCUAUGGAUUGCUAUAUGGCAGUGGUCAGAUGCUAUCCAGUAUUUCAGGGGGACGGCAUGGAUCUGGUGGUCAGCAACCUCCUGUACCUCCACCAAAACCUGGCAGUAAGAGCGCUCCUGGAGGCCAGUCUGGAACUGGAGGAAGUGGUGGAAAGGAUUCUGGUGUUGUUGAUGGUAGUCAAGGAAAAGAGGGACAGUCAGGUCAACAGGAUGGAGGAAGUGGGAAGCAGAUCACUGUCUUUAAGACAUACCUCUCACCCUGGGACAAAGCUAUGGGCAUUGACCCUAAGCAACCAACACAUUUUACUGUCAAUUUACUAGAGUAUGGCAAAAAGGCAGAGCUUUGCAAAUAUAAGUCAUUUAACAGGAGUGCUAUGCCUUUUGGUGGAUAUGAGAAAGCAUCGAAGCUUAUGACUUUCCAGAUGCCAGAUUUUGAUGCCCCCCCUCCAGAGCCUGAGCCUGUGGUUGUCAUCAAUCAAGAUAUCACCAACAGACCUUCUUUCAACAGGACCCCAAUUGGAUGGCUUGGAUCUGGUGAUAACACAAACUACAGCAUUGAUAUUGCUGUGCCAGUGGAUGGAGAAACAGAAGAACUCUAAACUCAUCAUACAUCCAAGGAACCAUGUUAGCAGUCUGUUGGUGUAUGAAAACUGACAUAUGUAAAAAGUUCCACUGGCCUCUGCAUCAUAACAUAUUGCAAACACAUUGGCGGUUGAUCCCUGAAAUAUCUGUGGUACAAGCAAUGCAUUGCAGUAUGCUGUGAUGCCAUAGCAGCCAAUGGCACAGGUCAUAUCUAAACCACCUAAGCCAAAUCUUUAUAUGCCUUUUUUAAAAAAUGGGGCAGAUCACAUUAGACCCAACUAUGCCACACUCUAAUGUGCCUUGUUCAAAAUGCAGCAAAGCUCCUUUAUGUAUGUUUAUGAAAUGUUUUUUGUUAUGGUGGUAUUUUUUCAGCUGGAAGUUAGUCAGAGUUGGAACUGGGCAGAGGUAAAUGGAAUAGACAAGGUAGGAUAGUGGAAGGAAAAAAGCUUAAUGUUUUGUGCACUGUGGCAGCGAUAAAAGGACAGUCUCCAAAUAAGUUUACUGUUGGCUCCUCAGUCAUGCUGUAUGGUUGAUAUUUUUCAUUUGUGCAAUGUUAAACUGAAUAAACAUUUACAACAUUAAAAACAAA